GCAGCCGCCGCCGCAGCAUCUUCUGCCCCUGCGCCCCCGCCAGCCCCGAGGAAGUCCCCGCCGAGGACCGGGGCCCCCGGGAGCGCAGGAGGAAAGACCAGACUCCCCUAAAACACCCAGAUGCCGAGGAUUGAAGCAGCCUAGCCAGAGCUUUCUGUGGAUUAAAAAAAUACACGAUUUUUUUUUUCCUUGGCAGAAGAAAAGGAGAGGAAGACCAGCGGGGCUCUGCAAGGAAAAAAGGGGGAUGUAACUCGUGGAUACGUUUUCUUCCACCCCUCGAACGUCUUGUUCUACUUUGUAAACAUUUUCUUUUUUUAAACCCCAGGUCCAGCCGGACACCCCCAGACCUCCGGGGGUGCGAGGAGGUGGUGUUUUUAAUUUUGGGCUUUGCAUAUUUGGUUCUUAGAUUUUUGAGAGCUGUCUUAACAUCUCAUGUGGGGUGAAGUCCACUCGGCCCCCUCCCCCGAGUCUUCGUGUGCACGGAAUUCGAGGAGAUCCGGUUACUAAGGAUAUAGAGGAAAAAAAUAAAUCGCGUGCCUGCUUUUUUUUUUUUUAAUUGCCUGUUCUCCCCACCCCCAAAUUAAGUUGCUUAGCAAGGGGGAAAGAGGCUUUUUCCUCCCUCCAGCAGCCCAGCCGAACGCCUUUCGUUUUUUGCCCCCGCGGAUCUUCCAUGUAGGAAGCCGAGGCUGGCGAGCCCGACACUCGGGAGCCGCUGCGGGGGGGCCUCUUUUUUGGGAGGCGCCGACCGGGGCAGGCUUAGCCGCCCGCAGGGAAGCGGCGGCCGCGUUCCUCCGGGGUGCGCCGGGGCCCGAGAGCCGCGCACGGCGCGGGCCGCGCGGGGUGGGGCAGCCAGAGCGCAGGCCCCCGAGCCCCGGCGGGCGCCCCCGGGCCCCCGCGCGCGCCCCGGCCUCCGGGAGACUGGCGCAUGCCACGGAGCGCCCCUUGGGCCGCCGCCGCUCCUGCCCGGGCCCCUGCUGCUGCUGCUGUCGCCUGCGCCUGCUGCCCCAACUCGGCGCCCGACUUCUUCAUGGUGUGCGGAGGUCAUGUUCGCUCCUUAGCCGGCAAACGACUUUUCUCCUCGCCUCCUCGCCCCGCAUGUUCAGGACCAAACGAUCUGCGCUCGUCCGGCGUCUCUGGAGGAGCCGUGCGCCCGGCGGCGAGGACGAGGAGGAGGGCGCGGGGGGAGGCGGAGGAGGAGGCGAGGUGCGGGGAGAAGGGGCGACGGACGGCCGGGCGCAUGGGGCCGGUGGCGGCGGCUCGGGCAGGGCUGGCUGCUGCCUGGGCAAGGCGGUCCGAGGUGCCAAAGGUCACCACCAUCCCCACCCCCCAGCCACGGGCGCCGGCGCGGCCGGGGGCGCCGAGGCGGAUCUGAAGGCGCUCACGCACUCGGUGCUCAAGAAACUGAAGGAACGGCAGUUGGAGCUGCUGCUCCAGGCCGUGGAGUCCCGCGGCGGUACGCGCACCGCGUGCCUCCUGCUGCCCGGCCGCCUGGACUGCAGGCUGGGCCUGGGGGCGCCCGCCGGCUCGCAGCCCGCGCAGCCGCCCUCGUCCUACUCGCUCCCCCUCCUGCUGUGCAAAGUGUUCAGGUGGCCGGAUCUCAGGCAUUCCUCGGAAGUCAAGAGGCUGUGUUGCUGUGAAUCUUACGGGAAGAUCAACCCCGAGCUGGUGUGCUGCAACCCCCAUCACCUUAGCCGACUCUGCGAACUAGAGUCUCCCCCUCCUCCUUACUCCAGAUACCCGAUGGAUUUUCUCAAACCAACUGCAGACUGUCCAGAUGCUGUGCCUUCCUCCGCUGAAACAGGGGGAACGAAUUAUCUGGCCCCUGGGGGGCUUUCAGAUUCCCAACUUCUUCUAGAGCCUGGGGAUCGGUCACACUGGGGAAUGGCUUUUGCCUCGGACAGCUCAAUUCGGACAACAAGAGUCAGCUGGUGCAGAAGGUGCGGAGCAAAAUCGGCUGCGGCAUCCAGCUCACGCGGGAGGUGGACGGCGUGUGGGUAUACAACCGCAGCAGUUACCCCAUCUUCAUCAAGUCAGCCACACUGGACAACCCGGACUCCAGGACGCUGUUGGUACACAAAGUGUUCCCCGGUUUCUCCAUCAAGGCUUUUGACUACGAGAAAGCAUACAGCCUGCGGCGGCCUAACGACCACGAGUUCAUGCAGCAACCGUGGACUGGCUUCACCGUGCAGAUCAGCUUCGUGAAGGGCUGGGGCCAGUGCUACACCCGCCAGUUCAUCAGCAGCUGCCCGUGCUGGCUGGAGGUCAUCUUCAACAGCCGGUAGCCCCAACGGGGAGAGGAUGGGGCGGGAGCCGAGCCGGCCCAGUCCAAACUACUUUGCUGCUAAUACUUUCCUCCCGAGUGCUUGCUUUUCACGCAGACUCCUUGGUCAUCGUGUGUAGUUGUUUUUUCUCCCCCCCCCUUCUUGUUCUUGUUUAUGUUCUGUUUUGUUCUUUGAGAAAUAGCUUAUGAAAAGAAUAGUGGGGGGGGUUUUGGGGGGAGUGGUGGGGUAUGGCUGGUAGAACACCCCAGUAGGAAAAGGGGAAGCAAGAAUCCGUACCACCAAACACACAAGGAUGGGGGGCAGGCCCUCACUUGGGGGUCCUCGAUUCCCUUGUCAGGGCGGAUGUGUGGGCGCGUGCGCGUGCACAUGCGUCUGCGCAUGCGCGUGCGUUUCUUACCGGGGCGUCUGCGGGGCGGUCUGUGCUCCAGGCUCCGUCUCUCCUGCCCUUUGGACGUGCUCAGCGGGGCAGAGGCAGUACCUGGGGCAAGCUGGCAAGCUGGUAGCUGCGGUUCCCAACAGCUGCCAGAAGCCAGGCUCAGUCCCCGCUCCUCCCACCCCGUUUCUCCCCUCCCCUUCUAGGACAGGGGCCUGUCUGCAGGCUUCUUAGAAGCAGUGCUGCAAAGAGGCUGAACCAGAACCAGCUGUUCCGUGCUUGUCUUCCUCCCCGUCCAGCCACCCUGCUGUCCUCGUGUCUGUCUUUUUUGGCCAUCUGCUCCUGGAUAUCUCCGAGAUGGGCUUCCUGAGGGCUGCCCGGCCUCCCUGGGGGUAGUAUUGCCCACCCAGGGCCCCUCCCAAGCCCCUCAGCCUCUCCCCUGCCCUGGUCACAUCAGGUUCCCCUCCCCUCCCCUCCCCCCACCCCACCCCUUCCCCUUCCCCGGACUCAGAAAACCAGCUCAGCACUUUGCUCCCCUCUGCCGUCUAUGUGUUGAGCUCUGCUGUUAGACCAGCGAGGGGAGCAGUCCUGGGAGGGAGACUUCUCGGCAGCCCCCCUUCCCACCAAGAAGGAUUCGGUCCAUCAUAACCCAAGGUACCGCCCUGGGCUGACACCUAACUCUUUCAUUUCUUCUACAACUCAUACACUCGUAUGAUACGUUGACACUGCUCUUAGCUCAAUGAGCAUGUUUAGACUUUAACAUAAGCUAUUUUUCUAACUACAAAGGUUUAAAUGAACAAGAGAAGCAUUCUCAUUGGAAAUUUAGCAUUGUAGUGCUUUGAGAGAGAAAGGACUCCUGAAAAAAAAAAACCCUGAGAUUUAUUAAAGAAAAAAUGUAUUUUAUGUUAUAUAUAAAUAUAUUAUUACUUGUAAAUAUAAAGACGUUUUAUAAGCAUCAUUAUUUAUGUAUUGUGCAAUGUGUAUAAACAAGAAAAAUAAAGAAAAGAUGCACUUUGCUUUAAUAUAAAUGCAAAUAACAAAUGCCAAAUUAAAAAAGAUAAACACAAGAUGGGUGUUUUUUUCUAUGGGUGUUAUCACCUGGCUGAAUGUUUUUCUAAAGGAGUUUAUGUUCCAUUAAACAAUUUUUAAAAUGU
Molecule: messenger RNA, 3809 nt
Organism: Zalophus californianus (California sea lion)
Lineage: Eukaryota; Metazoa; Chordata; Mammalia; Carnivora; Otariidae
Gene: SMAD7
Product: SMAD family member 7
Exons: 5
Coding region: 1096-2202 (368 amino acids)
Biological process (GO): anatomical structure morphogenesis; regulation of transcription by RNA polymerase II; transforming growth factor beta receptor signaling pathway
Cellular component (GO): heteromeric SMAD protein complex
Molecular function (GO): transcription regulator inhibitor activity; I-SMAD binding
Source: RefSeq, a predicted model, not a curated record